Molecule: messenger RNA, 1333 nt
Organism: Prorocentrum cordatum
Lineage: Eukaryota; Dinophyceae; Prorocentrales; Prorocentraceae
Source: the annotation of a GenBank genome assembly
CGCCCGCGCCGGGCCGCGCCACGUCGCGACGAGGCGCCGUGGCGGAUGCCAGAGGGGGACCGCGGCUGCAUUCACACGCCGGACGUGGCGGAGUGCCAGGACUUCGGCGAGGGCGAGGGCCCCGCGAGCGGGCGCACGACCCCGCCCUGCGCGACGCUGGCCGGCCGGGGCCUGUACCACUGUUCGAAGGCGCGAGCGACAAGCUGCACCGCCUCCAACAGCGGCAGCCCACGCCGCGGCGGCAGCCCGCGCCGCCACCCGAGCCCGCUGGUGGCGAGCUCGGCGCCGAGAGCUGCGCAGGGGGCAGCUGGGAGGACACCGGACCGCCCGGCGCGCCCGCGGGCUCGGCGCUCGCGCGGGGGAUCUCGCUGUUGGGCGCGCCCGCCAGGCGGCCGCCCCCGCCAGGCCUGGCGCGCGAGGCCAACGCCGGCCUCGCCGCGGUGCCGCCCCCGCCCGGCCUCGGCGCGCCGGCCGGAGCGGACGUCGUCUCCGUCGGGACGAUCGGGCACCCCUUCACUGCGCCGAGCCGUGCAAGUACCGCAGGCGCAAGGCGGGCUGCUUGCUGGGAGUCGACUGCCACCGCUGUCACCUGUGCCAGUGGAGCCGCGGGGACAGGCAGCUGAGGCGGCGAGCCGAGGAGCGCUUGCAGCAGCCCCCGGCCGCCGCCCGCCUGAGCCCGGAACCCCUGCUGCAGGCCGCGCCGGCCGCAACGCGACCAGAGGCGCCGAGCGCUCUGCAGGAGGCGUUGGCCGGGGAGGCCUCGUCCGAAGAGCGGGCCCCGCAGCAGGUGCCGCCAGCGGCCGCCGCCCGCCUUAGCCUGGCGCCCGCGCUGCAGGCUUCGCCGACCGCAGCGCGUUCGGAGGAGGACUGCGCGGAGGACCGCGAGGAGGACCCGGCCUACGUGCGGCUGCGCUGCGAGGAGGGCCCGGCCUACGUGCAGCUGCCGCCCAGCUCGGCGGCCGGGGCGGCGGCGGCGGCCGCGCGUGGCCCGGGCGGCUGGCCCUCGCGCGGCUCCGUGGGGCACCCCGGCGGCUGCGGGCGCGCGUGCAAGUAUGCCUCCAAGGCGAUCGGCUGCAAGGUCGGGCAGUUCUGCGACCGCUCGCCGCCAACCAUCUGUGCCACUGGACCCGCUCGAAGGAGCACUCCUACGUGGCUGGCGAUACUUAGAGAGGUUUGCCGGGUCGGGCAGACUUGUGCGCUCUCGCAUGCUGACGUACGGCACAGGCAAACACAGCUUUGCCUUUUCCAAGGCCGAGGAUGCUGGCGCAUGGCGCAGGCAGGCCCAGCAUUUUGUUUUCAAGCCCGAAGAUAUGUCGAUGAGCAGCUGCCCUAA